Molecule: messenger RNA, 2595 nt
Organism: Melozone crissalis (California towhee)
Lineage: Eukaryota; Metazoa; Chordata; Aves; Passeriformes; Passerellidae
Product: prickle-like protein 1
Exons: 9
Coding region: 1-2160 (719 amino acids)
Molecular function (GO): zinc ion binding
Source: RefSeq, a predicted model, not a curated record
AUGGGGAAAAUGAUGGAGGGAGAAGGACGGGCCUGCAGAGCCCGUGGGAACGAGGGCCCUGAGGAAGAAGGGGCGAGUCCCGGGGGUCUCCCGGGGAAUUGGCUGCGAGGAGCGGCGGGGGCAGCCCGGGGAGGGCACGAGGGGAGGGGACGGGGGCGAUGCCGCGGCCCCGCUCGCUCCGGGCGCUGCUCGGUACCUGAGGCGCUCCCGGCUCCGCCGUCCGGGACCUGCGGCCCGGAGCCCCCGGCCCGGCCCUUCCCGGGGCCCGCAGCGUGUCGGGGCCCCCGGCCCGGCCCUGGCCCUGCCCGGCCCGGCGGGUCCGGGGGUCCCCGGUGGGGCCCGGAGCGAUCGGGGCCGGGCCGGGCCCGCCGGAGCAGCGACACCGCGACAGCGCCGCGCGGCCGCCAGGGGGCGCCAGGGGGGCGCGACCGCGCCGAGGGGGCGGGGCCGGGUGGGCGGAGCGUGGGCGGGCGUGGUCUGGUGGGCGUGGUCUGGGUAGAGAUGAUGGACGGGGGGGUUUGGGGGUCCCGGGAGGAUUUUGGGGGGGUCUGGGGAAGUUUUCGCAGCCCGGGCUCCAUUCCCUGGCGUGCUCCGGAGCAGGGCGGGACGGCGGGGCUGGAGCGGGCGGCCGAGCCCGGAGCGGCGGCGAGCGGGGCCCGGAGCGCCGGCACAGGGCAGCUGAUGUCCCUGCCGAGCCCCGCAUGGCCCCAGCAGGACGAGCCCUCUCCCUGCGGCACCACCGGGGGCCUCCCCCCGGCCUCGUCCGACAGCGACUCCGGCUGUGCCCUGGAGGAGUACCUGGAGCCCCCCGAGGUGCCGCCGUGCUCGCCCCAGCCGGGCUGUGACCGUGACCGGACGCGGCUCCGCGCCAGAGCGCUCCUGCAGCAGCUGCCCCCCCAGGACUGCGAUGAGCGCUACUGCCCCGGCCUCGCCGAGGAGGAGCGGCGCCAGCUCCGCGCCUUCAGCGCCCGCCGCCGACAGGAGGCUCUGGGACAGGGCCUGGCGUGCCCCGUGCCAGGGCCCUGCCACGGCUGUCCCUGCAGGAAGUGCGGCCGGAGGCUGAACAAAGGCGACCCGGGGGUUUCGGCGUCUCGCCUGGGCGACCAGUUCUGGCACCCGUCCUGCUUCUCCUGCCACUUCUGCCACCAGCAGCUGGUGGAUCUCAUCUACUUCCAGCAGGAUGGGAGGAUCUACUGCGGCCGGCACCACGCCGAGCUCUUCCGACCCCGCUGCGCCUCCUGCGACCAGCUGAUCUUCAUGGAGGAGUGCAUCGAGGCCGAGGGCCGGCGCUGGCACCUGGAGCAUUUCUGCUGCCUGGAGUGCGACGAGCCCCUGCGCGGGCAGCGCUACGUGAUGCGCAGCGGGCGGCCCUGCUGCCGCGGCUGCUUCGAGAGCCUCUUCGCCGAGCCGUGCCAGGCGUGCGGGGACCCCAUCGGUGCGGACAGCGAGCAGGUCACCCACCAAGGGCUGCACUGGCACGCCCGCUCCUCCUGCCUGUGCUGCAGCCUGUGCCGGGCCCCGCUGCGGGGACAGCCGCUCACCUGCCACCGCGGCCGCCUCUUCUGCUCCGGCCCCUGCGCCCGCGGCCAGGACGGCUCCUCCGGCGCCUCCGACUCCUCGGACUCCGCCAUCGCCUCCGCUCCGUCCCCCGAGUGCGCGCCCGCGGCCCGGAGCGGCAGGGACAGGGGGCAAGGGGAUGAGGCGUUCUCGGAGCAGCCCCCCGUGCACCCCGCCUUCAGGAGCCCCCAGGAUCUCGGCGCGGCCCCACGGGAGCGGAGCAGCGACGCUGCCAAGGAGCACCCAGGGGUGCUGGGACCCCCAGCCAGCCACCCCCCAGCCCCCCAGCCCGGCCCAGAGCCCCCCAAGGAGCCCAGAGCCCUUUCGGGGUCCCCUGAACCCCGAAGAGCCGCGGAGCUGCAGGCGGGCACCUCCCGUCCCCGACACGGCGCCCGGGCGGGGCACGGCACAGAGGAGGAGGAGGAGGAGGAGGAAGAGGAGGACUCCUGGUGCCCCACCUGCUCCUCAUCUUCGGACUCAGACUCGGAGGAGGAGGGUUUCUUUUUCGGGAAGCCCAUCCCCAAGCCCGGCAUGAACCCCCUGGGCAGGGAGCCCACGCAGAGGGGCAGGGGCAGGACGGCCAAGCACUGCAGCGUGUGCUGACAGCGGGCUGGGGGUGCCGAGGGGCACUGCCAGCUCCUGCCAGGGCAUCGACGCCUUCCAAUCGCACCCUGGAGGUGCCCGAGGCUGGUGGGAGAGGCUGCUGGGGUCGCUGCCCCCGCAGAGCAGAGCAGAGCAGAGGCUGCCAUUCCUGCCCGGCCCUCCCGCAAUUAGGAACAGGUAAAGCAGGAAGGGAGCGGGGCAGGGCCGGCCCCAGCGCCUCCCACGAGGCGGCAGGUGGGGACAGGGGCAGCUGCCGGCGUCCCCCCAGCGCUGGGGAACGCGGGGUGUCCUGCCCUGGGCUGCUCUGUGCCCCACUGCCACCCCUCUCCAUCCCUGGUGGCACCGUGUCCCCAUGGGGAGGGGACCAGGGACGAAGCUCCAAUAAAAUCUGGCUGAAAUCUGAACUCAGGCUCUGCCCUGUUCCUUCCCAGCCCA